Molecule: messenger RNA, 4257 nt
Organism: Neolamprologus brichardi
Lineage: Eukaryota; Metazoa; Chordata; Actinopteri; Cichliformes; Cichlidae
Product: alpha-1,6-mannosylglycoprotein 6-beta-N-acetylglucosaminyltransferase B-like
Biological process (GO): protein N-linked glycosylation
Cellular component (GO): Golgi apparatus
Molecular function (GO): alpha-1,6-mannosylglycoprotein 6-beta-N-acetylglucosaminyltransferase activity
Source: RefSeq, a predicted model, not a curated record
GGCUGGUUGGCCACACUCGCGCUGGGUGAGCUGUGAAGUUAAAUCGACUACGAAGCUGUCUCUCCUCUUUUAAAACCAAGAGAGCAAGCGAAUAUACCGACCGACAAACAAACAUCUUCCCUCACAUGUUUUAUCAAACGCCAUUUUUUGUGCGUUUUUUCUUUUUUUUUUUCUUUUUCGGUGAAGGACUCCAGAGCUUCGGCGACUUCUCCUUCACCGUGCUCGCCUGGAGACGGAAUAUAACGCUUUAAUGACAUUUUCACUCCCGGAUAAAGAAGCUCGCUGAAUGAAACUUUAUACUUUUUCUUCUGGAUAGGUGAAGAAGCUCCGCUGUUUAUUUUUCUAUCUGUAGAAAAGGCGUGUUGACUGACGCUGUGGACCGCUGUAUGGGACGCACUUAAAAUGGUCGGUCACCUCAAGUUCCAGGUCGGGAGGUUAACAACGAUGUCAGGACUCGCUGGUUUUGGAAAAUGAUUGCUGGCAGCACCGACGCUAAAAUAAUGGUCAGAAGAUGUCUAGUAACGUUCAAACCGUUCAGGAUAUUCGUGGUGGGAAUAGGCUUCUUCAGCCUGUGUUUUCUAAUGACCUCUCUGGGGGGGCAGUUCUCAGCAAAGAGACUGGGGGACUCCCCCUUUACCAUCCGCACAGAAGUGCUGGGAGGCGUGGAGUCACGUGGUGUGCUGAGGAAGAUUAGCGACAUGUUGGAGGUGAUUCUGAAGAGGAUGGACAGUUUGUCCAAACUCGACAACACCUCCACCACUGACGCAAGGCGCCUGGAUGAGCUCAGCUCUGCCAUAAACAGAUUUCAACCAGCCAGCCUGGUGGAGAGGAUCCAAGCUAUCGCCCAGAAUGUCUCUAACAUGGCCAUCAGGGUGGAGCAGAUAUUGCAAAAUAGUAUGGUGCAAGGCAGAGUAUUGAGAGAUGGGUCAUCAAGUCAGUGUGAAGUGCCGAGAGACCCUCGCUUCCCAGAGUGUCCUGGAAAAGUAGACUGGAUGCGUGCACGGUGGACAUCAGAUCCUUGCUAUGCCUUCUAUGGUGUUGAUGGUUCAGACUGUUCUUUCCUCAUCUACCUGAGUGAGGUUGAGUGGUUCUGCCCCCCACUGGCCUGGAGGAACCACAGCAGCCCCCCUACCCAGCAUACACAGCCAGCAAAGUCCCCCAAGAGACAAGCUGCCUUCCGUACAGACCUCUCUGUGUUGCUGGACCAGGUUGGGACAGGUAAGGAGUCCCUCAGCUUUAUGAAGCGGCGAAUCCGGCGACUUGCACAACAGUGGGCAACAGCUGCCAAUCGUCUGGAUGCCAAAUUGGAGCAACAGUGGAGAGACCAGAAGAAGAUCCUCGUUCAUGUAGGCUUCCUAACUGAGGAGUCUGGAGAUGUUUUCAGCCCAAAGGUGUUGAAGGGAGGGCCUCUAGGAGAGAUGGUCCAAUGGGCUGAUAUCCUCACUGCACUUCAUGUUCUGGGACACAACCUCAAGAUCUCCAUGUCUGUCAAGGAACUUCAGGGGUUCCUCGGCGUGCCCCCAGGCAGAGGCAGUUGCCCACUCACUGGUCCAUUGCCCUUUGACCUCAUCUACACAGACUACCAUGGCCUGCAGCAGAUGAAGCAACACAUGGGGCUCUCACUCAAGAAACACAAGUGUCAUAUUCGAGUGAUUGACACCUUUGGCACGGAGCCUGCUUAUAAUCACGAGGAGUAUGCAACUCUGCAUGGCUACCGGACCAACUGGGGCUACUGGAACCUCAAUGCAAGGCAGUACAUGACUAUGUUCCCUCACACACCAGACAACUCAUUUAUGGGCUUUGUUUCGGAGGAGCUGAAUGAGACGGAGAAGAGGAGCAUCCAACAGAACAAAGUCAACAACAUGGCUGUAGUGUAUGGGAAAGAAGCCAGCAUGUGGAAGCUUCAGCAGGGUAAAGAGAGUUUCCUCCAGAUUCUCCAUAGAUACAUGGAAGUCCACGGCACAGUCUACUAUGAGACCCAGAGACCUCCAGAGGUCCCAGCCUUUGUGAAGAACCACGGCCUGCUGCCCCAGCACGAGCUGCAGCAAUUAUUGCGGAAGGCCAAGCUCUUCAUUGGUUUUGGUUUCCCAUACGAGGGCCCGGCCCCUCUUGAAGCUAUAGCCAACGGUUGCAUUUUCCUCCAGCCCAAGUUCAACCCACCCCACAGCUCACUAAAUCACGAGUUUUUCCGAGGCAAGCCCACAUCUAGAGAGGUAUUCUCCCAGCACCCAUACGCAGAGCAGUACAUUGGCCGACCUCACGUCAUGACAGUGGACUACAACAACUCUGUGGAGUUUGACUCUGCUAUCAAGGAAAUCAUGAGGACCAAGGUCGAGCCUUAUCUGCCUUAUGAAUACACCUGCGAGGGCAUGCUCGAGAGAGUGCAUGCAUACAUACAGCAUCAGGAUUUCUGUGCCCCAGAGCCUCCGUUCAUUCCAGCCAACCUCUCCAGAAAGGGGUCCGCUGGUGGCAGCAGGAUGAUGGGACCUCUGUUUGUGCCCCUGCCCAACACUACAGCUCUUGGCUGGGCAUCCAAUGUGACAGCUCCCCUUGCCUGGCCUCCUCUCAGCUCCCUCAGGCUGCUUGUAUCUCAAGAGGGCCAGUCUUGUGUGGACGCCUGCCAGUCAGCUGGUUUCAUCUGUGAACCCGCUCACUUUCGCUUCAUCAACAACAAGGAGGCUCUGCGCUGGUUGGACGUACAGUGUGAAGUUGUAGACUCUGAGAUUAACCACAUCUUGCCAGCCUUCUCGGUGGUGCGGCAGGAGUGUGGCCUUCAGAGGGAACCGCUACUCUUCAGCUGUGCAGGACACUCCCCUAAAUACAGACGUCUUUGCCCCUGCAGGGACUUCCGCCAUGGGCAGGUGGCGCUGUGCAGAGACUGGCUAUAAUGACAGAACACGUGAAGGACAGACAGAAAAGACAUGGACAAAGAGAAAGAGAAGAAAGUGUAGAGCUGUGACAUAUCACCUGGUGUUGCAGAGAGCCAGCCUCUCUCGAAAAGUAAAUGUAGGCUCGUGACGAAGAAGCAUGCAUGGAUUUAAAGAGUUUACACUGGAACUGAGCCUGGGUUGUAUCAGAGGAUAUUUGAUGACUGUAGCUGUUAUAACAGAUGUUAUACUGCAACAGACUGGAGACACUUUGGCUACACUGAACACAUAACAUGUGGACCGUUCAAGAAGCAGAUGUGCCAUGAAAUGCAUCUUUUACUGGCUACACCUGCAGCUCACCUGCCGCAGAGUGACUCACAGGCAAAGCAAGCAAAACACUGAGCUUUCAUUCUUGGGAUUGUGUUGCCUUCAUUGUUUUUAACCUAGCACAGUGCUGUGAAACUUCACAGUUUCUGUGAUAUGAGUAAUUAACAUCCACAGACUACACGCGCCCCUUUUAAGGUAUAAGUAAACAAACGCCAGCUGGUCCUGGCAAAAUAAGUUAUAACCAGUAGUUUCAUUUAAAUUAAAAAAACAGUUUAUGACUGUCUGCUGUGCUAAAGGACCACACGAAUCAACCUUAAUAAUUAUAAAUAGAGCACUUGCCUAUUUUUGCAAAUUCAGAGCAGAUCUCUGCAGAGCACACGCAGCACUUAAAUGUUGUUCCAACACCUCGGGAGGCAAUUUACAUUAAUUAGAAAGGUUUAAGUGGCACAGGAGGUGCUCUGCGAAUGGUUCACAUAUGUUACAUGUUCAAAGUACCCACAACCUUUUUAAAAUAGCAUUCGAGUGGUUCCAAGUGUCCAGAGACUGGGUUAAUGCUCACAAAGCUGAAAGACUUUCACAAAAACAGGAUACAGGAUAAUAGUUUCUGCAAGAUGCUGACUGAUGAUAUUAUACACAACAUUUCAUUUUUUUGGAAUUGUAUCCCACCAAAAUAAGGGGUUCCAGUUGAAAAAUAGACCCUUUAAAAGCAUGUGACUGCAGAGUAUUGGGACUACACUGUCAUUCCAUGACAAAGUCUUCAAAUAUCUUGGCUUGGAGAAGGCAACCUCAGGUCAAUAUCCAAUCUCCUCUCUGCACAUGGACAAAGGAUGAUGGACAACCAGGUUAUCUCCCCAGCUUUUUCUCCCCUCCUCCUGUGAUGGACAGAAUAAUUUAUCAGACUGAAACCCAAGUCUGAGGUAACAUCACUCAAUGCAAUCAUCUCUGGUCAGAAAACGAAAGAGGAGAAGAGAGGACAAAGAUAAAGGGCACAAGAUUAUUUUUCAAUAAAUAAGCUUUUAGAGCCUUCAGUUGGAUUUUUAAAAAGUCCUCCGGGCUUUUGUGA